This is a messenger RNA of Acinonyx jubatus (cheetah), 13228 nucleotides long. It is a transcript of the gene FOXP1, whose product is annotated as forkhead box P1. Gene Ontology annotation, biological process: regulation of transcription by RNA polymerase II. Gene Ontology annotation, cellular component: nucleus. The transcript has 19 exons. The record is from RefSeq and is a predicted model, not a curated record. Gene Ontology annotation, molecular function: RNA polymerase II cis-regulatory region sequence-specific DNA binding; DNA-binding transcription repressor activity, RNA polymerase II-specific. The coding region runs from base 6499 to 8586 and encodes 695 amino acids. NCBI's taxonomy places the organism in Eukaryota, Metazoa, Chordata, Mammalia, Carnivora, Felidae.
CUAAAGAGAGGGUCAGUUCUUUUGGAGAAGGGCCAAGAGCCCAUUUUGGGUCACUCUCCAGGAGACUGCUGAGCUCUGCCAAGCUCCCCGGAGAGGAUUACUCUGAUGUUAUGAAGCCACAGAACUGUGGUCACCACGGUCUUGAAGACUGAUGCCGUAUCACCACGGUACCUGCGAUGUAUGUCUGGGGUCGGGUGCGGUUGCCACAACCCUUGUCUCUGUGCAAUUUGUCAACCUGUGUUUUCAGACGUGAUGUUAGUUUGACUUUUUACACGGGACGAGAAUAAGAUCAUCAGCCCACCUCAUUCUAAUAUGAAACAAAAGCCAUUGUGACUGAAAUAGAGAGUUCGAUGUGACUCACUCCGCCAUAAAAUAUGCUUUGUACACGGAGUUCCAAAGAGAUUUAUAACUUUCAGACACCAUUUUAUUUUAGCCGGUACUGAUUAAACUCAAGAGUGGACAAAGUCUCUUUGAGCCCCGAAAAUUGAAAGUAAUACCUCCCCCCCCCAAAAAAAAACCAAUGUCCGAGUUUUGAUGUUCACAGUCACAGAUUGCUGGAUGAAGCUGUUUUGUGCAUCUCUUUGUUGUCAUUGUACCAGCUGUUUCUCCCUCCUUUAGCUUGUCAGAGCUACUCCCACCAGCCCAAGGCAGCACCAUCAGACGAUUGUAUGAAAGGAAUUUGAUUUAAUUCUCCAUAUCGUUCUUUUAACUAGAGACGGCGUAAAAUCAAAUUUGGCUAAGCUUACAAGGGCGCCAUUUAGAAUGAUGGAUUCUCCCAACUACCAGCAUGUAGUGUAAAACUUUUAUUUUCCCCUUUCUUUAUUUUAGGUUAAACAUGUCUCUCGGAAUGACUGUACUGUUGACAGUAUGUAUUUCAAACAGGCUAGCAAUGCCCUCUGCUGUAAUUGGAACUUCCAAAAAUGAGAUGGACCCCAACUUUUAGAAUAUUAUUUAUGACCUUAAAACCCUCCCUCAGACUUUUUGACUAGGUAAAUGGCUUGCUAAUAUCAAGAAGAUUGGAGCUGAUUUAUUAUUUUAGGAUCUUCUAGCACGUUACCUUGCUCCGUAAGUCCUGAUGGCCAGGAAUGUUGUAGAAAAUGAAGCACGUCAGCUUUCAUUUCUCAUGAAAAUUGAAAUCAGCUUAACUCUCAGAUUAAUUAUCUAAUUCCUCUGAAAGCAUACAUGUUUUCUGUGUGUGUGUGUGUGUGUGUGUGCUUUUCUUAAAAACAUUUGAAAGCGCAUGUUUCAUUGUAACAGAGCUCAAAGUGGGGGGCUUAAAAUGAUCUCAUUUUGAGGGGGACACUUAUCUGCAAUGAUGAGAUAUUUUAAAAACUCUCUAUAUAUUAUGCAAGGGACAGAGAUGACGAGGGAGAUGGUCUUUUGGCAUUCUGUGACGGUGACAAAAAUCUUUAUUAAUUGGCAGUAGAAGAGAGGUGUGUUAGAAGAAAUCGAGAGAUCGCUUCAUGUGUUGCCCUGGAGGAGUAAUUUUUACACCUUGUCCAGUAUUUAAAUACCUCUCAGCUGCGAGAUGUCCAUCUGCAUACCCUUCCUGGGUCUCUAAACUAGUGUAUGAGGCAUGACCUUGUAACUUGCUUUUUGUUUAUACAUCUGUCAGGACAAUAUGUUAUCUUUCCUUAAAAAUGCAAACGUGCUCCCUGCAAUACAGAGCUCUUCAGUCAACAAAUAAAUUGAGGUAAAGACUGUACCUAAUACCCAUUUAAUUUAAAUUCAUUUUAUAAACAUAAAGACGCCUUUUAAGAGAAGCUUUAAUUCCUACUAGCACCUUGAUUUGUGGUUGCCAUGGAGAAUCAAAUCUGUCAUUUGACAAGAAAAGUCACCCAUUUAUGACAGCACUUUAUCUUGUCUCUCCAGGGGAAGAAAAUGUCAAAAGUGAGAGCAGAAAAAAAAUAAAGCCUUGAAACACCAGAAUUUCUUGAUUUCAUUUUUAUUAUUCAGCUAUCAUAUCCUUUCUGAUAAUAGCAACUUGGUGAAAAUAAAUAAUGUUCCUACAGUAAAAUCAAAUAUUUCCUAUUGGAAUGGACAAGGUUCUUUGUGACUGUCAGUGCUGUGAAGUCUGGCAAGAAAUAGUGUUAUUAGAUAAACCUACGGUGCCCAAAUCCCAUUUUCUUUUCAUUAUAGUGUCAAAAUAAUUAUACCUGUGUAAUUUGGGUAAGAAAUUGCAGAAUAAGUAAAAUGGUCCAUUGCAAGAGAUUGCUUUACGCUUGUGUUCCUUACAGGGUGGGGUUUCUCCCAGCUGAAGAAAUAAAUGCUGGGUGAAAAGUAUUUUCAUUUGAAUAAAGAUGUAGAGUAGGUCUUCCAUAUUAUUUGCUAAAUGGGUAGGUAAGUGCUGUGUUCUGUUACUUUUCCCACACACCUAUUUUUGCAAAUCCGAGUAAAAAGGUGGAAUAUUUCACCUGGUCACAAACCGGGAUUUUAUAUUCUCCCAAAGAUUUUAAAAAAUAUUUCAUCCGACCUCAUGCUUGCCUGGGCUGUUGAAAGUGGAGUUCUACUUUAAGAGGUUGGAAACAUGUAAGGUUCUGAUCCAGAUUGGAUCCGCUGAUUCCUUACAGCUUGCCAUGUGCCUGUGUAUGGUGUAUGUGAGUACUAUACAUAUAUGGACACAUGUAUGUUGGAAGGAUAUUUGCUUGCCUGUUACAUUCAUAGUUAAACUCUCUUUUGUGAGAUUUGCAUUGCAUUAAACAAAAAAUGUUGGCGUUCCGCUUUGAUAAGCACAUGAAAAUAAUCUGGGCUGCAUCUUUCUCGAGGGGCAAUGUUUUUGAUUGUUGGAGUAUUAUACAGCUUGAUGUGGUUCCGAAAUGAAGUAAUCUUGUAUCGAUGAGAUAGCAUUGUAAUAGCAAGCCCUUUAGUGAAGAUUUAGUGUAAAUAUCUGACUGGUAGGGGAGCUGGUUUCUGGAACAGUUGUGCUUCUGGGAGAUUACGAAAAUGGAGAGAAAAGAAAGGGCUGAACUCUCAUUUUCCUGAAAUUGGCGCAUGGUGCUCGCGUUGUAGCCACUGCUAGUUGGGAUCUGCUACGUGAAGCCUCCGGCCCCACGGUUCCUGUUCUGUGCGCCCAUGCCGGGGAUGGGAAGCACGGUGUGUUUGCUGCAAAGAGGAAGGUGGAGAGACAGAAUGACUAUGACUUGUGGCAAACAGUCCUACCCAUAAACAUCAAUAACAACGUAAUUUACACACGUAUCUUUUGAUUGCCUCAAUCGUGCGUGCUGGACAAACUGCGAAUUUUACCCAGUGGUUGAGCCAUUUGCCCUACUAUUUGUGUGCACAGGAGUUCUCAGUUGCCUAAAUGUGAGCCUUAGUGCUCUAAAGUAUGCUUUAAAGGGAUAUGCUCUAAAUAUGAAUCCGCAGAUGCACUACAGUUCUGAAUUAAUGCUGUCUUGUUGUUUAACAUCCCUUCCCUGUGUGGUCAUCUCCUUUGAUAAAGUUGUUACUUUAAUUUCAUGGAGAUGCAAAUGAACGUGUGGAUAGUUCCCCCGUCAGGACUCUGUUCUCUUCUGUGAUCACUGAGUGUAUUUGUUGUGUAUACCUGGCAGAAUGUGUCCACAGCAGCUGAUAAUAAAAUUGCAGUGUAGCACCAUAAUCAUGAUUUACGUAGAUGCUCUAGGAUUGUGUAGAUAGCAGUGAGGAGGAUUUGCUUGGAUUCAGUGUGUCUGAACAUACUAGGUGGGGUGGGUUUUUGGGUUUUUUUUUUUUUUGGCUUUCAUUUUAUCAGAUUUUUAAUUUUUAAGAUUAUAUUUUAAUCUUAUUAGUACAACCUUCUCUGAUUUCUGAUUUCUAUUAAUUUGUGAAUGCUUUUCUUUACCUUUGUUUUUUGUUUGUUUGUUUUUGGUAAGUUUCAUAGUGAGGAUUAGCAAAGACAUUUAAGAACGUGGUACAGAUGUGUGAAUGAUAAACUCUGGCUUCAGCAGCCUGGAAUUCUGUUAGCACAAGAUACCCUUCUUCAUAUUCUAGUAUGAGAAUCCGUGUUUGUGUGUUCUGCUUUUUUUGAGGGUAAAUGACACGUGUCUGAGAUAAGUCGCCAGGACACUCUUUUUCAUAUGGGGCAUUUUCUUCAGCAGUAACCUACAAACACCCUUUCUUUAAAAAUAAAGCUACUAAUGUUAGUUGACAUAGAUUUUUUCACAGAAACCAACCCUGACUCUGGUAUUGCAUGGGUUGAUUUUAAGAGGAUUGCCCUGUUGUUAAUAAUAAAAAGACUUAGCCUACCUGGCCCUUGCUAUAGUUGGGUCACUGUGUAAUUUAGGUAUCUCCCAAUAUGUCUCUGAAGUAGGAACUGCUAUAAUGUCCAUCUUCCAGGGCAGAAACUUAGGUUUAAACAAGAUAAAGACACUGUCCUGAGUCCCAUAGCUAGCGUGUAUGUGGAGGAGAUGAGAUUCUAACAGCCUGCUCUCACGGUCCCCCAAGGGAAAAACAGAGAGGGCUGCGGGUCAAAGGAACACUUAAAAUAAACUUUCGUCGCUAUUGUGAUGCUAUCACCUCGUAUAGAACAUAUCAUUUCAGUACAUGGUGAACUAACUCUCAUGUCUGAAAAAUUAAGAGUUUACAGGAAAAACCGGCACUUUCCUUUGAAUGUAGCUUCUUGGCUUCUGCAAUAAUGAAAGUAACAGAAACCCUUAUUUACAUUUCAGAAAUAGUUUCCUCAAAUUUCCUGUUUUGCCAGACUUUUGUGUGUCCCCAUCUCUUUCUCUUUGUUCCUGCUGCCCACAUGUAAAGCAAGAACAACUAGUUUGUCGGUUUCAUCAAGAAGUGUGUGUACUACAGCUCUCCUAGGGAAGGGCUGUUGCUGCCGCCCGAAUUCUGCAGUAACCAAAGCAAGGGCAAGUGUCGUUCUUUCCACAGACGGACAUUUUCACAGACAGGCAUUAACGCCUCUCCCUGAGCUUGGCAUGACUCCGUGGCUGUGCUUUUUGGAAACGCUUUGUCCAAGUUACUGUACCUCAAGGCUUGCUUUGUUGUUUUAUUAUUGUAGUCAAAUUAUAGUCACGUUUUAAUCACUUAAGUGAAGGAAAAAGAAUGCUUUGGACUCAAAAGUGAAUUGGUAGCGUUGAUGACAUUGUUCUUGCACAUCCCAGCAGAUCUGCAAUGGUAGAUAAAGAAAGCAUAAUUGUGCCUGAAGUUCCCACUGCAUAUCCGCCUGUAACUGUUAACUAAUAGUGCUUUCCUUUUUUUUUAGGUAACCUGCAUCGGGGAAAUUGAAACCGUUGGAAGUACAACCCUUUAAAAUAUUUUGACUUCUUGUAUUAAUGAAAAACAUUUGGGUUUCCUCCCAACUUAAAACUUGGGGCUUUAAACGCGUGAAGUUGAGGGAGGGACUCAGAAGCAAAAGCAUCUUGCUUCUUUCUCACGUUGCAGUUAGUUAAUUCUUUGAAAUACCGACCCAUUCAGCACUGAGAAGUUCUCAUCGUCCAUUUGAUCCAGUUUGUAUCGCAAGCGGUGUUUUCUUAAACAUGUCAGGAGUUUUUAUUUAGGACCCCUUUGAGAGCUAGUUUUCAAGUUUUCUUUAAUUAACCAGGAAAUGUGUUUAAUGACUAAAGGCUAACGUGGAACCGGUUAUUUAUUGCUACUUGUUACAAUCAGUUGGUUUGGUUCUAGAUAAAAAGUGAGUAUUGGAUUUAGGGGCAGUGCUUUCGCUCGGUAGCUGGUCUGUUUAUUUGGAAGGGGUCUGUACAUGCAGAUGCAUUCUGGGUUGUAUGCCUCUCCAUUUCAGAUGGGGGUGGGCUGGGGUGGGAGCCGUGUGCUGGUGCAGACAUUUCCAUGUCUGCCCGUCAUUUUCUAAGAAGAGUUGAGCACUAAAAGCAUGUGUAUGUGUUACUGAGAAUGCACACAUUUCCUUUAAGAAAGUGACUAUUUUUAAAGAGAUAGAUAUCAUUCAUAAGAAUUCGAUAACGGUGUCCUUGCCCCAUUUACUCUGGGGCAUGUACAAAGCUGUGACAUGCUUUUUGAAGUUUUUGCAGAUUACGCAGUUGCAAUAUGUUGAUCAUUUUAGCAAUAGAUUAAAACCAGGCCGUAAAUCUAGCACAGAACAAGAUGCCCAUUCGAAGCUGUGCAGGUGUUCUUCAACUGUAGUAGACCCCAGGACUGCCUUAGUGCCAGUGAUUCUGAAGAAGCCGGUCUGAGAGGGGACCUAGAAAUCUGUUCUUUUUUUUUUGUUUGUGUUGUUUUGUUUUUUAUAAGCACCUUUGGGCUUCAAUUCCAGGUGUUUAUUCCAUAGGCUUUUACAUCAGUUCUGGAAGUCAGAGAAUCAUCCUUACCAUCCAUUAUUAAGAGCAAUUGCAUCAAAAUUCCUCUACAGCAACAUUCCUCAUUCCUUGUGUCCCUCCGUGUGUUGCAGUCCUGUGGCAUUAUGCCUGCCUCCAACCAGUGACCCCCCCCCCAGCUUUUUAUGGCUGUGAGACUCGUUAGAAGCUCAGGGGUAAGAAGUGACCUUUUGAGGUGACUAUACCUGAAGAUUGCUUUCCGGAAGCCAAAAAAGGUUUUUGAGUCAUGAUGCAAGAAUCUGGGACUGAGACAAAAAGUAACGGUUCAGCCAUCCAGAACGGGUCAAGCGGCGGCAACCACCUGCUCCCGUGCGCCGGGCUUCGCGAGGGGCGGUCCAACGGGGAGACGACGGCCGCGGACGCGGGGGCGGCCGACCUCGCGCACGUGCAGCAGCAGCAGCAGCAGCAGCAGGCACUUCAAGUGGCAAGACAGCUUCUCCUUCAGCAGCAACAGCAGCAGCAAGUUAGUGGAUUAAAAUCUCCCAAGAGGAAUGACAAACAACCAGCCCUUCAGGUUCCCGUGUCAGUGGCUAUGAUGACACCUCAAGUUAUCACUCCCCAGCAAAUGCAGCAGAUCCUGCAGCAACAGGUGCUGAGCCCUCAGCAGCUCCAGGUCCUCCUCCAGCAGCAGCAGGCCCUCAUGCUCCAACAGCAGCAGCUUCAAGAGUUUUAUAAAAAACAACAGGAACAGUUGCAGCUUCAACUUUUACAACAACAACAUGCUGGAAAACAGCCUAAAGAGCAGCAGCAGGUGGCUACCCAGCAGUUGGCUUUUCAGCAGCAGCUUCUACAGAUGCAGCAGUUACAGCAGCAGCACCUCCUGUCUCUGCAGCGCCAAGGCCUUCUCACAAUUCAGCCCGGGCAGCCCGCCCUUCCCCUGCAGCCCCUCGCGCAAGGCAUGAUUCCAACUGAACUGCAGCAGCUCUGGAAAGAAGUGACAAGUGCUCAUAGUGCAGAAGAAACUGCAGGCAGCAAUCACAGCAGUUUGGAUCUGACCACGACAUGUGUCUCCUCCUCUGCACCUUCCAAGACCUCCUUAAUAAUGAACCCACAUGCCUCUACCAACGGACAGCUCUCAGUCCACACCCCCAAAAGGGAAAGUUUGUCCCACGAGGAGCACCCCCAUAGCCAUCCUCUCUACGGACAUGGUGUAUGCAAGUGGCCAGGCUGUGAAGCGGUGUGCGAAGAUUUCCAAUCAUUUCUGAAACAUCUCAACAGUGAGCAUGCGCUGGACGAUAGAAGUACAGCUCAAUGUAGAGUACAAAUGCAGGUUGUACAGCAAUUAGAGCUACAGCUUGCAAAAGACAAAGAGCGCCUGCAAGCCAUGAUGACCCAUCUGCACGUGAAGUCAACAGAACCCAAAGCCGCCCCUCAGCCCCUGAAUCUGGUAUCAAGCGUCACACUCUCCAAGUCUGCAUCAGAGGCUUCUCCACAGAGCUUACCUCAUACUCCAACGACCCCAACCGCCCCCAUCACUCCUGUCACCCAAGGCCCCUCCGUCAUCACCACCACCAGCAUGCAUACGGUGGGACCCAUCCGCAGGCGGUACUCAGACAAAUACAACGUGCCCAUUUCUUCAGCAGAUAUCGCGCAGAACCAAGAGUUUUAUAAGAACGCAGAAGUUAGACCACCAUUUACAUACGCAUCUUUAAUUAGGCAGGCCAUUCUCGAAUCUCCAGAAAAGCAGCUAACACUAAAUGAAAUCUAUAACUGGUUCACACGAAUGUUUGCUUAUUUUCGACGCAAUGCUGCCACGUGGAAGGGUGCCAUUCGCACCAACCUCUCACUGCAUAAGUGCUUUAUCAGAGUAGAGGAUGAGUUUGGGUCCUUUUGGACAGUUGAUGAUGAAGAGUUUAAACGUGGCCGCCAUAUUCAACGAGGCCGUCCUCGCAAAUACUGCCCCGAUGAAAACUUUGACGAGCUUGUCGCACAUAACCCUUCCCUUAUUAAAAACAUGCAAAGCAGCCACGCCUACUGCACACCUCUCAAUGCAGCUUUACAGGCUUCGAUGGCUGAGAAUAGUAUACCUCUAUACACUACCGCUUCCAUGGGAAAUCCCACUCUGGGCAACUUAGCCAGCGCCAUACGGGAAGAGCUGAACGGGGCAAUGGAGCAUACCAACAGCAACGAGAGUGACAGCAGUCCGGGCAGAUCCCCUAUGCAAGCUGUGCAUCCUGUGCACGUCAAAGAAGAGCCCCUCGAUCCAGAGGAAGCUGAAGGGCCUCUAUCCUUAGUGACAACAGCCAACCACAGUCCAGAUUUUGACCACGACCGAGAUUACGAAGACGAACCCGUAAAUGAGGACAUGGAGUGAGCGUCUCUGGGCAGGCCAACCCCAAGAACGAAGAUUGGGGGGGAAAAACACGUCAAAAGUCAGCAGUGAAAUUGUUCUCCAUUUGUUGUACAGUCUGGAGGAUUUUCACUCCAUUCGGACAACUCUGAAACGUGUUAACUCUGAGUGCCAUCAAGAAUCCCAUUUGGGAGUAUUUUUGAUUUUUCUACUUUUUGUUGAAAAAAGGAAUUUGUACUCUGUGCAUUGGAUGGACUUGUUUGGUACUUGGGAUUUUCCUCUCCUAACAGUCAACAUCAGUGUUGUAAAUUUGCUAAACUGAUUCACUUUUAGCAGCAGACUUUGAACUGCCGUCCUGCCGACGUGGGACACCGAGGACACCCAACUGAGCAUGUGCGUCUAAGCUGCAGACCAAGCCUCUGCCCAGAAUUUAAGGAUUCCAAUGGACGACCUAUUUGCACAGUACUGCAUGUUGAUUAUCACUGCCUUUACUCCCUUUUUUUUUUUUUUCGUUUUUGUUUUGCUUCCAGUUGGGAUGGGGAAGGCCUUUGUGUGUGUAUUGGGGGGAGGGGGUUAAAAAAAAAGUAAUUAUCCCAAACUUUUUAAUGUAUUGCUUUUUUUUUUUUUUUUUUUUUUUUUUGCUUCUACUAUACCAUUUUAAGUUCUGACCUCAGGCCUCCAUUUGGGCCCACGGCCUCCUGGAGGCUUAAAGUUUUCUGUACCUUGUGAUGAAUGUUAAUAGGUGUUUUUAUUAUACAAAGCUGAAUGUCAUUUCUCGUUUGUAGUUUUCUGUCACUCAUUCCAUUUUCCUUCAGACAUCACCACGUUUUCUCUAAAAUCAGAAAACAUUCCGUUUUGGUCUUUUUCAAAAAAGGUCCCAAAUGCUGCACUCUCUACACAUGAAGGUCCUCUCACACAGACCUGAAGUCCUGCCAGAAAGAGAAUGAAUGACAGAAAAAAAAAAGAGAGAGAGAGAGAGAGAGACACCCUAGGAACAAUGCAGAUUCAUUCCACGAAGCAGUAUUGGAGGUGGGAAGGGGGUGGUUUCAGUUUCUUUUUUGUUUUGUUUUUUGCAGCUACCAUCAUUGUCAGUAAAUGCCACAGCAUUCUGCGAGCACAAGGACACAUAGGCAGCACUACCCCCCCCCCCCCCCCCCCCAGAUUCUCCUGCUAGACGGACAGUGUGGCUGUGGAAGGCUCUCCCUCGGGUAACCAAGUUGCCAUGGGCCACAAGCUCUCUGAUGUUAAAACCAGGCUGGGUUGCUUUGUUUGCAAAAUGGCCAAAAAGCUGGCUUCCCUGAGCAACUCUGCUGAAAAGUGGUUGGCGGCGCUGAAUUUAAACAUCAGUCCAGACCUGCUUGGUGGCAUUAAUCUGUUUGAAUGCAAAUUAGAUUUCAGAUUGAAUUUGUGAUGGAAGUUAAUGAGGACUGAGUUCAGCAAAUGCUAAAGUGUUAAUUUCAAACGUGCAAAUUCGGUACUGCAGUUGAGUUUGUUAUGCAAUAUUAUCCCACCAAGCCAGUAUCCAAAACUAACAGUAGAAGACAUCGAGGAGACGGGGGUGCAUGGCGCCCCUGAGCGUUUGGAGAAAGAAACGUGGCAUAUGCCGAACGUGACGGCCCUCGGUCAGUACAACCUCAGUCCUUAGGAACCCCUCAAUGCUUCCACUCUGCACCCACUUUCCUGUCACUCAUUUAUUUAUCUAGGACCGUAGCUUUUGUUUUAGUUUGAGAGCCCUUUGGAGCUUAAUUUAUAUUCUUUGUACCUUUUUUUCUAAAAUUACCAAAGAUAUUACACAAAGGUAAAUUAUGUUCUCUGUUUUAUGCUUUAUCUGAUGAAGCCAAAUAUCCUCUUAUUGUUGAUCAAAGGAGGCGAAAGAAUUUUAGAGGCAAUUGAUGCGUUAUAGGCUAUUGCUAACCUGAGAAAGAGAACUCCUUCUUCAGAGAAGAAAUUUAGAAGACCAAGUAGGCAAUGGAACCAAAGUUGUUAUUUUUGUUAGUUUUUUUUUCUUGUUCUGUACCUCGACAGAGACCAAAAUUCCUGAAGAGAGAUUAUGGGGCUGCUGAAGGUGAAAAUGGGGCACAGUGUUACAGAAGCGAAAGAAGGAAGGGAGUCCCAUCUCAAAAACCUGAAUGGAUGCCACUGAAGAUUAGGGGUAACCAGUAAAGGAGACAGUUACGAAAAAAUGUAAAGAAAACAAAAGCUUCUACAUUGGAACUAAAUCACAGGCACAUUUCUAGAAUACAUUUUUGUUUUUCUUUUUACAGAAAGAGGUAUGCCACUUUGGUUUUAAGGACCGUGCUAGGAUCACUGCAUGAAUUAUGCUUUGUCUUGGCAUAUAUCUUCCGGUUUUUUGUUGGUUUUUUUUUUUUUUUUUUUUUAAUGUUUUCCUUUUUCCUUCCUUUUUUUCUAAUUAGGCUUUGGUCAGCAUUUUCCAUUGAAAGAAAAAAAAAAAAAGUAACACUCCCGUCCACUCAUGAGCUUGGUACAAAAACUUCUUUGGCCAUUUCUUUUGAAGCUUCACUGUGCUUUCUGUAUAAAGGGCAGUCUGUGGUCACUCGAGACUUUUUUUUUUUUUUUUUUUUUUUUUUAACUUUUCCAGGCAGCUUCAUGAUGUGCAGGCAGUAGCCAGACAGGGUCAUGGGAAGGGGGCCCUGUGCUUCUAAACUGAGUGGUUGCUGGUUCGUUUGGUAUUCAAAAGAGGAUAAAAAUCUGGUAGAUUAGUUCAUUCUCAGCAUGUGUAGCUAGACAUGAGUAAAGAUAACAGCAUGAGAAACUGUUAGUACGCAUACCUCAGUUCAAACCUUUAGGGAAUGAUGAAAAUAAAAAAAAAAAUACAUUUCACUCAGUUGCACUUAGUCGUAUGUCUUGCAUGCUUAGUCUAAAGACUGUAGCAAAAAAAAAAAAAAAAAAAAGAAAAAUUAGAUUUUACUUAUCUUUGCAGGUCUCCCAACCCUGCAGAAGAACCAAUUGAAAAAAAAAUUCUCAGGCUUUACAGCAAGCAAACUUCACUAUGAUUUUUACAAUUCUGAUUCUGUAUCCCUUGGGGGGGGGGUUAUUCCAGUCGCUUCUUUAGGAUGGGGUUUAUUAUGUUGUACAUAUAUUCCAAUGUGUCUUGUGUGAAUCUUUGUCUUUUUUGGGGGAGGGCAGAGGGCGGUUCUUUUUUUAGAUAUUGUUCCUAAAAAGGAAUAAAUGCAUACACCUGUUUGUCAAAACACCUUUGCUUUUUGUGCAACUGCUUUAUAUUAACGAUACUAAAAAAAAAAAAAAAUAGCUUUGGGAAAAAACUACUGUAUGUAAUGGAAUUGCAGAAUUUGCUGCACAUGUAUUUUAUUUAGUUAUCCUUGCUUUAAGAAUAUUGGAUGACAUUUCCUGACAUGUGGGAGGGAGAAAUUCCCUAACCUUUUUUUUUCUUUUAAAUUGUAACAUAGUUGACAGAUUUUUUUUUUCUGUUCUCAUUGAUCAGAGCAUUUUGUACAGAUUCGUGUGUGUGUGUGCGCGUGCGCGUGUGUGUUAAUCUGUUUUUUGAUACAUUCCUAUCCCUUGUGUUUAUCCCACCACUGCCUUCCUGGCUAUCUUAAACAAGUUCAUACAUUUGAAAAGAGAAAAAAAAAUGCUGUUUAAAAAAAUGUUUUCUCCUGCUGCAGUAAAUAUUUUGCAUGAUGAAAUUCCAGGGUCACACUUUCAAAGUUUAUCAGUGAAGUAGUGAUUAAUAAUGGGGAGUUGUCAAAGCUAUUGAACUUUUUUGUAUAAAAAAAAAAAAAACUUUACAAGGUGCCAAGAUGUAAAGACAAUUUGUUACUUUUCCUUUUCCUUUUUUUUUUUUUUUUUUUUCUCCAAAGAAAAGCGUACAUUAGGGAGACAGUCCCUUGUAUCGGGCAAAUGCACGGUCAGGAAUGAGAAUCCAUCCUACCUGUCCCUAGAGUCUGUCCUUGUAAGACAAGUGACGCUGCCCGCGUUGAAAACCAGCAGUGAAAUGAAAUAUCAAGGCUUCUGUACACGAAGAGUGACCGCCAACCUUGCCACCCUCGGACAGCGCUAACAUUACAGCCAGCAUUCCGUCAGACCUAGGAAAGAAUACCUUGGAUUCUUAACCCAAAAUCUGAUUGAUGUAAAUCACUAGCUAUUUUAUUGUGGGGGAAAAAAAAAAGUUAAAAAAAUAUCUCCUCUCCUUUCCACAUUCCAGCUGAGCUCCGUUUCCAAGGGUACAAAGAAGAACAUGCUUGUAAGGAUUUUGAAUCUUUUGGGUACCUGUUGGUUAAUGGUAUAUAUACCCUCUUGAUAUUUUGGAUGUUUUUGAAUGUUGGUUUCGCUUUUUUAUCCUGAGAAUGAGACUUAAAAUUCUAAAGGCAUUUUAUGGGGCCGGUGUAGUUCCCACGAUCUCUGCUACCCAGAAGCCUUGAUGAAGAUGGUCUAGUCCGGACUAUGAGCACGGUGCUUCGUGGAUAUGUGCUGCCAGUAACAAGAAUUUUUUUUUUUCUGUUUUGUUUUGUUUUGAUAAGGCAUAAAAGAAACUCAUUCCUUGACAUCAACUGUAAUUCCAUCAUUCCGUGUCUGUGGAUACAGACAAUAAAAAAAAAAAAAAUGUUGUGUAGUCAGUACUCAUGACUGACAUUAUAGCAUUCUCAAAUGCAAUAAAAAUGCUGUUUGUUCACACUGGUAGUAAAAA